AUGGAUGCAGAUGACGCCGCCGCAGAAGUUUCACCGGGUGCGACGUUUGGACCGCCUGGUGACGAGUACGAAAUUGGGAAACAGCUGGGCAAUGGAGCCGCUUCCCGGGUGUUUGCAUGCAGGCGCCUCAACACCAACGAGCAGCUGGCCGUGAAAGCCGUGGACCUGCGACGCUUAUGCCUGCUUGGCGACCUCCAAGACCAGAUGACCCGCUUAGACAGCGAAGUCGGAAUCCUCCACGAGCUCAGACAUGAGAGAAUCGUGAAUCUUCAGGGAUUCCACAAGACGGACAACUGGUAUUUCCUCGUGAUGGAGUUAGUUGGCGGAGGAGAACUCUUCGACCUCAUUGUCCGCAACAAGUCGCUCAAUGAGGCGGAAGCGAGACACAUCUUUCUCCAGCUCCUGGAGGGCGUUGGCUACAUGCACGCGCGAGGCGUGCUUCACCGGGACCUGAAGCCUGAGAACAUCCUCGUGGCGGGGUCCAGGCCGGCCGAGGGUGCCGAAGCGGGGCAGCGUUACGACGUGAAGAUCGCUGACUUUGGGCUUUCCAAGGCCAUCGGAGGCGGCGCCUCUCUAGCGAGGACGCGCGUGGGAACGCCUCAAUACUGGGCCCCAGAGGUCCUGGACGUGCAGAAACGGGGCGGCUCCUACGACCAAGCGGCCGAUUUUUGGGGUUUGGGCGCAGUCCUCUUUGUGAUGCUUUGUGGCAGGUAUCCUUUUGACGGCCAAAAGCAAGCUCUGGAUGACCAAAUCCGCACGGCCUCCUACAGCAUGACAGGCUCACGAUGGCGGAACAUCUCCGAAGCUGCGAAGAGCCUCGUGCGUGGGCUGCUGCGGGUCAAUCCGGUGGACAGGCUCUCCUUGGAUGAGUGCCUCAGCCAUCCGUGGGUCACUGGCGCGCCCAUGCCGCUACCGCGGCCCUUCGAUGACAGAUCAUGGGCAAAAGUGAAGGAAGGACAACCAACUCUUGAUCUCGGCUUCGUAGAGUCCAAGGUGCCCGCCUCGGGCAAGAAGUGCCUGGAACUGGCGCAGCAAGCGGACCUGGCACAGAAGAUGGCCGUCAUCGCCGAGUCACCUUCGGGGGAAGGUGAGGUCAGGAACUCCGAGGACUUCCGGAAUCUUGCAAACCUGGACUCUGAGCGCCUGGCGGAGCGUGCCCCGUCCACGAGCUGCUGCAGUGCUUCAGACUCUGACUUGGGCAAGAGCUGCAGCCGCGUCGCAAGCACAUUCAGCAGCCCAGAUGAGGAGGCGCAAAGUUCGCAGGUCGUCUCCUUCCUCACAGGCAAGAAUCUUCGCUUCGGCCGCUGGUACUGGCUGCUGAUCCUGCUUCUCGGCCUCGCUCUCUGGCGCUGCCGCGCGCGGCGCGAGCUGAUUCCUGGCGAGUUGCCCACGAUGAGCUUGGACAAGCAGCCCGCCAGCUACAGCACGAAUCUCAGCGGGGACGGUGACGAGAAGAGCAUGCUCGCGGCGCUCGACAUGCAGACGUACUAUCUGGGUGGUGCACAUCGAGGAGCUGCAGACUCCUGGCUUUCAGGGCCAAGGCUUUGCCAAGCAUAUUUCCAAGAGGCCGAGGAAGCGCUGCUCCUGGAAGCACCGGCAGAGGGGCACAAAAAGAACAGCAUCUUCCAGCUCAUAGAGAUGCUGAAGAGCCAGGUGGCCAUUGCAGGCUCCCUGCAGAUGGCGAACAUUGCCGUGCGCCACGUGGACCGAGAGCUUGCGGAGGCAACGAGCAGCGCCUACGAGCAGGCGCGCGACCUGUUCAAGAAAGCCGCAGACGUGGUCUCACGCUAUGCGGACGUCGCAAAACAGGUGAGUGAGCACGUUCUGCCCGACCUCCAACUGGCCGUCGAAGAGCAGGAGCCUGCAAUGGCGGCAGAUAUGCUUGAGAUGGUCAAGGAGUGGGUGUCUGCCAUGAAGAAGGACAGCGACCUCAUUCGGAGCAACUACGGGGAGCUUCAGUCCGCCGUCCUGACGUUGGUGGAUCGAACCUCCCGCAGCAAGCAGGCAGCAGACGACAAGCUCGCCGCUGCCGUGGCCACGGCCAAGGAGGCCCAGAUUGCCAAGGCCACGCAGAACCAAACACACGGCUCAGGCGAUCCGAGCAGUGCCAGCUGCGGCUUUCCGGACGAGCAGAUCGGGAAGCCCUACCAGGUGGCCACGCGCACCAGUCCAGACGUGUCCCCGCAGGUGAAGACGCAUGUCGCAGCCGAGGUGGACUCGCUCAUAGAGGUCACAGAUGAGACCAUGCAUUUGCAGUCAAGCGUGACCACCACUCCGCAGUUGACCAGCAGCGAGUACAUGGCUUUGGUGCCGUACAAAGACAGCCUCUUCCCCGAGGCCGAGGGCGCAGCCGGACACGCCGCCGACUCCUCCAAGAGCUUGCUUAAGGCCUUGCACGAACUCCGCCGGGUGGACUCUAUUUUGGAGGGUUGCUCCGUGUUUUGGGCCGGCAUGGAUCGUGCUGUCCAUCAGCUGGGACAGAUGAAGCAGCACGCGGAGCGUCUUGUGAACUUCGCCACGAGCACUCCGAAGCUCAGGGAGCGCUUCGACCAGCGGAUGUUGGAGUACGGCAAGAACUGGUCUGACCUCGAAAAGCUUUGCCGGGAGUACAACUCGAAGCAUCACGACUCUGGGCUGCAGGGUCCCACGAACAUCGAAGGCUCUGGCUCAAGCGGGCGAUUGAAAGAAGUCCUUGCAAUUCUGGCCGGAGCUCUAAGAGCGAGAGACACAUUGCGUGCAUCUGAAUCAUCACGGAGCUUAGGUCCUAGGUAG
This is a messenger RNA of Symbiodinium sp. CCMP2456, 2772 nucleotides long. NCBI's taxonomy places the organism in Eukaryota, Dinophyceae, Suessiales, Symbiodiniaceae. The record is from the annotation of a GenBank genome assembly.